UCUUUGCCGGCUGAUGGCUUGACACAUCUGAAAGCGAGAACCUUCUGCUCACAGCUCGCUGGGGUCCAUCUGAAUCUGACACGCUGAUCCAGUGGUCUCACCUUGAACUGUUUUCAGGUGGUUGCAGAAUAGAGAAUCAGGAUGCUGUUUGGCUUUUUUCUACUGUCCUUUGUGUCUUUCCUGGACAUGCAAAUAUGUUCUGCAGUGCAAUCAGAGCUGAGAAUCACAACAAUAAAGCAAGAGCCAUACACAAUGUCCAAAGGCGACCAAAUGGAAGGCUUUUGCAUGGACCUGCUAUCUGAAAUAGCCAAGAAAGUGGGCUUCAAGUACAAGGUGCAGCUGGUGAAAGACGGUUCAUAUGGACGACAGGAUGAGAACGGAAACUGGAACGGCAUGGUUGGAGAGGUGGUGAGAGGGGAGGCAGACCUUGCAAUUGCUCCUCUGACUCUCACUGCAGCUCGGGAGAGAGCUGUGGGAAUGACCAAACCAUUCAUGCAGACAGGAAUCAGCAUCCUGCUGAGGAAGGACAUCUCAGAGGGAACAGGUCUCUUUGAAUUCCUGAGUCCCUUCACAGCCGAGACCUGGGUCGGCAUACUCAUUGCCUACCUGGGGACUGCUGCUUGCAUCUUCGUAGUUGCCAGGCUCAGUCCGUGUGAGUGGAAUCAGCCACAGACUGAACAGAACGGGUUCGGUGUCCUCCACAGCCUCUGGUACACAGCUGGAGGUCUGACUCUACAAGGAGCUGGUCCCCACCCCAAAGCCCUUUCAGGACGUGUCAUCUGUAGCACCUGGUGGAUAUUUACCAUUGUACUCCUGGCUUGUUAUUUCUCCAACCUCAGCUCCUCUAAAACCCCAGAGUCCACUCACCUGAUGGUUAAAGGUUUUGAGGACUUGGCCAAUCAGGACGUGAUUGAGUACGGCUGCCUUUCUGGCUCCUCCACGCUUGCUUUCUUCAAGAAUUCAAACAACCUUGUGUACCGCAGAAUCUAUGAACACAUGGAGAGAACCAAAAGUUUUGUGUCUUCUAUGGACGAAGGUGUUCAGCGCGCUAAAAAAGGCGACUUUGCAUUCAUUGGCGAGUCUGUGUCUCUGGACUUGGCAGUAGCACGUCACUGUGAACUGGUCAGAGCACAUGAAGUUGUUGGCAUGAGGGGAUACAGCAUUGCUGCCCCCCUUGGUUCUCCCAUCAUAAAGAACCUGAGUGUGGCAAUCCUCCAGCUGAGUGAGGCUGGAGAGCUGGCUUACUUGCGAAGCAAAUGGUGGGCCAGCAGCUGCAUAGCAGACAAGGCCAAGUCUUCAGCUGUGCAGCCGCACAGCCUCAAGGGGAUGUUUCUGGUACUUUCCCUGGGCCUUGGGCUGGGAAUACUUCUGGCAGUCCUGGAGCUCACCGCAAAGAGUCGCAGCAGUGCAGCAGAGCAAAGGAAGUCAUGCUGCACUGUGCUGACGGAGGAACUGAGUCUGCGCUUGAGGACCGGCAAUGCAAACAGAUCUCAGGAAAAUGUCGAUAAAGACAAAGAAAAAGCAUAGAAACAGUUUUAAAGCAUGGCCUAGCCUGAAGUGUUUUUAUUUUAACUUAAGUCUUAGUCUUGGUAGUCAUGUUUGACAAAAUCCUUAAUACUUAAUUUCUACUUAAAGCACAACAUUUAAAAACUCGCAUUUUAUUAAAAUAUAUAAUUUAUUGAUUUUUAAGUACCAACUCUAAAAUUUCAAUGAAAAAUCAAACAUUAUAGUUUCAAAAUUAAAAAAAAAAUACUGAAAACUGAACUAACAAAUAGUGCUCAUAUGUUUAUUACUUUCUAAGUUUACUGACUGUAACUCCUGCGUCAUGCAUCUGUUUGUACAGUUGGCAGUGGCAUUGUGGAAUCUUAACGUUUCUUUUAAAAUAAACAAUUUCAUGCAUAAAAACUGUGAUUGUAAACAUUUCAGCAAGACUAAAAAGAAUAAAAAUGGUCUAAGUGUGUAA
Mugil cephalus (flathead mullet) is the source of this 1963-nucleotide messenger RNA. It is a transcript of the gene grik6, whose product is annotated as glutamate receptor U1. Bases 142 to 1527 code for a protein of 461 amino acids. The record is from RefSeq and is a predicted model, not a curated record. Gene Ontology annotation, molecular function: AMPA glutamate receptor activity; transmitter-gated monoatomic ion channel activity involved in regulation of postsynaptic membrane potential. Gene Ontology annotation, cellular component: postsynaptic membrane; dendritic spine; AMPA glutamate receptor complex. The transcript has 10 exons. Gene Ontology annotation, biological process: modulation of chemical synaptic transmission; monoatomic ion transport; synaptic transmission, glutamatergic. Lineage: Eukaryota; Metazoa; Chordata; Actinopteri; Mugiliformes; Mugilidae.